This is a messenger RNA of Salpingoeca rosetta, 1253 nucleotides long. RefSeq lists its product as uncharacterized. Lineage: Eukaryota; Choanoflagellata; Craspedida; Salpingoecidae. The record is from RefSeq and is a predicted model, not a curated record. The transcript has 8 exons. Bases 83 to 1132 code for a protein of 349 amino acids. Gene Ontology annotation, molecular function: protein binding.
CAAAGACGCUUCUUGCUUGUGGGUUGGAAGAAGAGGACAUCGACAAACCCCACACCACAGACCACCACCAACACCACCGACAAUGAUGGACGAGCGGGAAGACGUGGAGGAUGGCACGGAAGCGGCAGCAAUGAAUGCGAGCAGCGGCAGCAGCAGCAGCCAUAGCCACCACCACGCGCAUGUGUUCUCGGAGAGGCACCAGCGUGGAGCAACAGAUGACCAGGAAGAAGAAGGACACACAUCCGUGGUGUCGACGUCGCCGACAGCCAUGGUUCAGGCUGCGCUGCCAGAGGACGUGGACAGCUGGGUGCAUGAGUUCAUGCGAUGGACCAGUGAGCGACAAUCACAGGCAGCAGAUGCGCUCAUCGCUGCUAUCCAGCAGCGCGACGGCGAGGGUGGCCUGCGCCUGCUGUACAGGCGAGUCCACUCGUUCUUGCACGUUGACUUCCUUGCCAUGCUUCCAGAGGAGCUCGCCAUCAACGUCUUGAGGUUCCUCGACACAAGGUCUGUCUGCACAUGCGCCAUGGUCUCGAAGCGAUGGCGGCGUGUUGUCAACUUGGACCGAGUCUGGAAGCCCCGUGUACUCCAGGACUUCAACCCCCACACGCUGGAAGUGCUCAUUAACCGAACAAAGCACAUCCUCCCUCACCGUUUGACAUGGAAGCAGAUGUAUGAGUUGCGAUAUCGCUGCGAAACGCAGUGGCAAUCGCCAACAGUUGCUACACAGCCGCGUCACACUUUUCGAGGACACACCGGCGUGGUGACGUGUCUCAUCAGCGUUGGUGAUGAUCGCGUGCUGUCCGGCGACACGAAUGGUGCUCUUCACGUCACCUGUCUUCGCACUCAACGGCUUGUGGGCCAGCUGCAGGGCCAUUCCCAGGGCGUCUGGUGCCUCGAUGUGGACGGAACAACGGCCGUCAGCGGGUCGUGCGACCGCACAGUCAGGGUGUGGGACCUUGAGCGGUUGCAGUGCCUGCAUGUUCUGCGCGGACACACGUCCACCGUCCGUUGUGUCGCCAUUACAGACGGCCUCGUCUUCAGUGGCGCCCGCGAUGCCGCCGUUCGUGUAUGGGAUGUGGCAACAGGCAACUGCCUGCACACGCUCGUCGAGCACACAGACUCAGUCAGGUAGAAAGCAAGCGGGGAGACGAGUACGUGCAUGGUGGUGUGCGUGAUUGCGUGACUGUCUGCUCCUGCAAGCAUAUACGUCCACAUGUGCUGCUGUGUUUGUGUGCAUGUACAUACUUACUUGU